AUGAAGAUCCAGCUGCUGGUCUCUACAGGGAUCCUGCUGGUCGCUCUCUCGCCUUGCCAUGAGUGCAGAGCCCUGGGCAAGGGCGUCCCCGCCGCCGACGGCGCUCCGCAGCAGCCCGAUCUGCCCCCGUCGCUGCCCAUCUUGCUCCGCAUGGGGGAAGAGUAUUUCUUGCGCCUGGGCAACCUGCACAAGAGCCCCCCCGCCGCCUCCUCCAGCGGCGGCAGCAGCCACCACCUAGCCGCGUCUGCCUCGGCCGGCAACUUUUUCCGGGCAGCUGUGCAACAGCUGCAGCACCUGCCGCGCCUGCCCGAGCGCUCGCUAGAGGGCGCCGCCGAGCCCUGGGAAGGCGACGAGGACGGCGGCGCCCCCCGGGAAGCCUGGGCGCCGGAGAAGCGCUCCGAAGAGCCCCCCAUCUCCCUGGACCUGACUUUCCACCUCCUCCGGGAAGUCCUGGAGAUGGCCCGCGCCGAGCAGCUGGCGCAGCAGGCCCACAGCAACAGGAAACUGAUGGAGAUCAUCGGGAAGUGA
This is a messenger RNA of Euleptes europaea (tarantolino), 528 nucleotides long. It is a transcript of the gene CRH, whose product is annotated as corticotropin releasing hormone. Gene Ontology annotation, cellular component: extracellular region. Bases 1 to 528 code for a protein of 175 amino acids. Gene Ontology annotation, molecular function: corticotropin-releasing hormone activity. The record is from RefSeq and is a predicted model, not a curated record. The transcript has a single exon. Gene Ontology annotation, biological process: negative regulation of epinephrine secretion; positive regulation of cortisol secretion; negative regulation of glucagon secretion. NCBI's taxonomy places the organism in Eukaryota, Metazoa, Chordata, Lepidosauria, Squamata, Sphaerodactylidae.